AUGAGUGCUUAUGAGCCUCACCCGGCGGAAUGGAACGGCCUUCAAGGUAACUUUGGGAUCAUCAACGAACUUCCUGGCAGAGAUGUUCGAUUGAGAUUCAAGUUCAAAGACAUGGCCAAUGCGCCGGUUUGGCUGCAAAGUUUCGACCUUUUGGUGUGCGACUUGGAUGGCGGCUCCAGUUCCACGGAAUACGUCAGAGCUUUUGGACGUCACCAAGCAUAUUGGGCGAAGAAUACCCAGUUGCAGUUGAGAUCAUUUGGCGACUCCGUGGAGUAUAGCUUGAACUAUCCCUACAGGAAGGAGCUAUCUUCUCUAACGGAUUUGGGGGCUGGCAACCCGACCUAUGCUGGUGAACUCACACCUGAGCAGCAAAGGACCUGCGUGAGCUUGCGCUUUGGAACCGUGGUGACAUAUGGACUUUGGGUGUUGGAGUCGUGGUCCUGUUGGCAUAGUGUGCCAUGCAAUGUGAUGGUAGGGAAGGGUCGAUAUGAAUGCAAUGCACACAACAAUUGA
Durusdinium trenchii is the source of this 513-nucleotide messenger RNA. The record is from the annotation of a GenBank genome assembly. NCBI's taxonomy places the organism in Eukaryota, Dinophyceae, Suessiales, Symbiodiniaceae.